Raphanus sativus (radish) is the source of this 968-nucleotide messenger RNA. RefSeq names its product ATP synthase subunit b', chloroplastic. The record is from RefSeq and is a predicted model, not a curated record. Lineage: Eukaryota; Viridiplantae; Streptophyta; Magnoliopsida; Brassicales; Brassicaceae. Gene Ontology annotation, biological process: proton motive force-driven ATP synthesis. Gene Ontology annotation, molecular function: proton transmembrane transporter activity. The transcript is spliced from 2 exons. The coding region runs from base 136 to 789 and encodes 217 amino acids.
UUUGUGUGGUGAAGAGAAGAGAUAACAUUCCUAAGAAGAUUACAGGAUUACAGAGAUACAGUGUUUGAGCAUUCUCUCAUCUCUCCAAGCCAAACCUCUCUCUCUAUCUCUCCCUCUGUGUGCUUGUGUGUGGCCAUGGCUAACUCGAUAAUGGCUUCCUCCAAACCCCUCAUCUUCCUCUCCUCCUCCUCAACUCAACCAAGCCGCGUCCACCUCCCCGCCAAACUCCCCCAAAUCCCCAAACCCAUCUCCUCCUCCUCCGACCUCCGCAGCAAGGCUCUGUCUUUCUCCUCCGCCACCGUAAAGUCUCUAGCUUUAAUAGCCGCCCUGGCUCCUCCCUCGAUGGCCGAAGCGAUGGAGAAGGCGCAGCUCUUCGACUUCAACCUGACGCUCCCGAUCAUCGUCGUGGAGUUUCUCUUCCUCAUGUUCGCGCUGGACAAGGUGUACUACUCGCCGCUGGGGAACUUCAUGGACAAGAGAGACGGAGAGAUCAAGGAGAAGCUGGCGAGCGUGAAGGACACAUCAACGGAGAUCAAGGCCCUCGAUGAACAAGCCGACUCUGUGAUGAGGGCUGCUAGGGCUGAGAUCGCCGCCGCGCUUAACAAGAUGAAGAAAGAGACGGAGGCGGAGGUAGAGGAGCAGCUGGCGGAAGGAAGGAAGAAGGUGGAGGCGGAGCUGCAGGAGGCGCUGGCGAGCUUGGAGAAGCAGAAGGAAGUUACCAUUAAGGCUCUUGAUUCUCAGAUCGCUGCUCUUAGUGAAGACAUUGUCAAGAAGGUUCUUCCUUCUUAAUAAACAAACAAACUCUUUCUGUGUUCUGUCUUUUCUCAUUUCUCAUUUUAUAAGACAUUACUGUAAAUCUCUCUUCUUCUCUUCUCUAUCUGUCUCUCUUGGAUUUGUUCGUUUAAUCAAGAAGAACAAUUUUAUAUAUGUAAGUUUUUUUUAUAAAUGAUUAGCUCUCUCUUUUCGUA